UUUGAAUACGUUCUCGUUCAUCCUCGCCUUUGUAAACAAGCGACCUCCGAACAAGAGCAGGCUGGCGUUAACACAAAGUCUUCCCAGGAUGAAGGAAUGCCUCAGCAGUUGCCCCGCCCCCCUGCGAAGGGAGUUGGUAGUUCCCAGCCUUGGGGCGAGGCGUCGUCAGCCGGAGCAGCACCUGAGGCGCGCGCAGGGUCCACUCAGUCCAGAGCGAGGCGCGGUAGCCCGUCGGACGGGACAGAACCAACUUUGAACGGGUGCCGGGGGGAGGGCUCAGUCGAAGAGUCCACGAGGGGGCGCGAGGCGGGGGGGAGAGAUCAGUGCGAGGCGAAAGAAUCAAGAGGGCGCUUGUCGCUUCCCUUCGGACGGACCGUCUCCCAAGAAGUCCGCGCGCGCGGGAGGUGGAAAUGGAGACGCGGCGCAGGACGACCCCUCGCCCGGCUCUGGCGCCGCUGCUGUGGCUCGUGGGCAGCGCGUGGAUCUUAGAUCAUGCAGCUGCGAUGCAAGUCACCGUGGCGACCCCCUUCAACGUGGUCAUCCUCUUUCAGCCUGUCACUCUGCAGUGCAACUAUCAGACCGCGGCCACCCAGCCGCCCAUUGUCACGUGGAAGUACAAAUCUUACUGCCGGAGCCGUCUGGCGGAUGCCUUCAACCCCAGCGGCCAGGACAGUCAGAUCACCAACCAGCUGCAGCAGAACAACCCCGGCUACAACCCGUACGUGGAGUGCCAGGACAAUUCCCGGACUGUGCGGGUGGUGGCCACCAAGCAAGGCAACGCGGUGACCCUCGGGGACUUCUAUCAGGGCCGGCGCAUCACCAUCAUCAAUAAUGCUGACCUCAGCAUAGAGCAGACGGCCUGGGGGGACAGUGGUGUGUACUACUGCACGGUGACCUCCUCUCAAGACCUGCAAGGCAACAACGAAGGCUACGCCGAGCUCAUCGUCUUGGGCAAAUCAUCCGGUGUCUCAGAGCUUUUGCCAGGCUUUCAGAUAGGGCAUAUGGAAGACUGGGUCUUUGUCGCCGUGGUGGUGCUGGGCUUCUUUCUGCUCUUCCUGCUCUUCGGGAUCUGCUGGUGCCAGUGCUGCCCUCACACGUGCUGCUGCUACGUCCGAUGCCCCUGCUGCCCGGAGAAGUGCUGCUGCCCCGAAGCACUCUACGUUGCAGGCAAAGCUGCAACCUCCGGAGUCCCCAGUGUUUACGCACCCAGCAUCUACGCAUCCAGCCAUCAGCUGAAGCCGGGGCCGCCAGCCACUAUGAUCCCCAUGGGCCCCAUGUCUCCCAUGUACAAUGGAUACGGAGUGGAUUACGACAGGGCCAGUUCAGUUGGUGGAAACAGCUCCCAGGUGCCCCUCCUGAGGGAUACAGAUAACCCUGCAAAUGCUGCUGUGCGCAGCGGCUACCGCAUCCAAGCCAACCAGCAGGAUGACUCCAUGCGGGUGCUGUACUACAUGGAGAAGGAGCUGGCCAACUUUGACCCCACACGCCCCGGCCAGCCUAAUGGGAGGCUCGAGAAAGCCUCCGUGAUGAGUGAGCUGAGCUCUCUGCACGAAGACGACCGGCGCUACGACCUGCGGCAGGGGCUGGGCCGGCUGCGGAGCCAAGCCAUGACCCCCAUCAGCGACCUGGAAGAGGAGAGCUUCCGGGGCAGUGAGAACCGGCGCCUGUUGCCCCCCGCUCGGCAUGCCCGCUACGACGACUCCCCGCCCCAGAGCUACGCUCGGCGCCCGCGCUCCCGCUCGAUGGAUGCCCUCGACGACUUGGACCGGGACCCCUACCCGGCCCGGCCCCGAAGCCGGGACCGCCGCGGCUCGGACGACGAGUGCCAUCGCCGCGACCAUUCCCCUGACUCCCGCAAUGACUAUGAGCGCUCGGGCGGGCGACGGAGCCGCAGCCGGGAUGACCUGCGGGACCUGGAGCGCGCCCGCUACGACGACCGGCUGCUGGAGGAAGCGCUGCGCAGGAAGCAGCGGGCAGGCAGCCGGGAGGAGCUGGACCGGGCCGGCGCCUCCAGCGGGAGGGCGGGAAACAAGAGGCACCGGGAGCCCGAUGGCUUCCCGCCCCCGCCGCCGCCUCCAUACACAGAGACGGAGUCCGUCUCUUCCCGUGGCAAGAAUGACCGCAAGCUCCGGAAGAAUAAUGCUGUCAGCAGGGAGAGUUUGGUAGUUUAACUCCACCCGGUUCCGGGCGCCUCCCUCCGGUAGGUGAGAUGGACCCUGCGCCAUGGAUGGCUACCAUAAUGGUCUGUCUGUCGGCAUUGCUUCUGUUCAGGAAGACUCUGGGCAGAGGCCAGUGGAGCUGCUUCUGCCUCCAGCUGGCAACAGGACAGGUCAGCUGCAUCACACCCAAGGAACUGGCGACUUUUCUGUGCCUUUAUUUCUGCAUUAUUGCAUCUUGACUGAGAUGCCUGAGGAGUUCGGAGACCUAGUUUUGCACGCCGCGAAAACGUUACAAUCUUUGCUGGUACUCCUUUAAAUUUCAGGCCGAGACUUUUUCUUUUAAAAGAGUGUCUUUUUGCAAGCGACUGAAGCCGAUAGAAUGAGACCAUUCUGCAUCAAACGAGGGCCUGUCUUUUCCUGCUUCUCUACUUCUGAAGACCAUUCCAAAGAUGACCCACUCAGCUGUGCACCCUUUCCCUCUUCCCUUUGGUCUUAAUGCUGUUUGAACAUAUUUUUAUACUUAAGCCGUGUGUGUGUGUGUGUGUCUGUGUGUGUGUUUUAAACUAGCUGUAGAACUCGCGGUGCUGUAAAUACUCUGAAUUGAGAAGCUUGCCUCUUAUCACCUUUUGUAAAUUUCUGAGAUUACUAUUUUAUAGAAAUGCAAAUAAAAUGAAUAGAAGGUAA
Hemicordylus capensis (graceful crag lizard) is the source of this 2843-nucleotide messenger RNA. RefSeq names its product lipolysis stimulated lipoprotein receptor (gene LSR). The coding region runs from base 411 to 2171 and encodes 586 amino acids. Gene Ontology annotation, biological process: tricellular tight junction assembly; establishment of blood-brain barrier. Lineage: Eukaryota; Metazoa; Chordata; Lepidosauria; Squamata; Cordylidae. Gene Ontology annotation, cellular component: plasma membrane; tricellular tight junction. The record is from RefSeq and is a predicted model, not a curated record. The transcript has 10 exons.